Molecule: messenger RNA, 1251 nt
Organism: Scaptodrosophila lebanonensis
Lineage: Eukaryota; Metazoa; Arthropoda; Insecta; Diptera; Drosophilidae
Exons: 2
Coding region: 582-692 (36 amino acids)
Source: RefSeq, a predicted model, not a curated record
AGUCGCUUGAAAGCCAACACCGCUGCAGCUUCAGCAGGCACGCCAUUUCGAGUCGAGAGUCGCAUUUGAAUUCGAGUGAACAUCCGCCUUUGCUAAUCGUGAGACGCGCGCUUUACCGUUAGCGCCUCCUGCACGUCCAACUCGUAUAGCUCUUUACAACGCCCUGCAAAUCCAGAACACACGCCUGAGGCAUUGCCGCCUUUUCGCGCUGAUUUGAACCGCUUUUGCACACUUCUGUGUUUAUAGUUUGCAUAUUUUUCGAAUAAUUUUUCGGUUCACACUCGUAUGUCUACGCAGACACGUCGCGCUUUCACGAAUUUCGUUCGCAAUCCUUGAACUACAGCAGCUGCAUUAAGUCAAGUUCAGUCCAUAAACUUAGAUCCAGACAACGGAAACAUAAAAAAAAAAAUACAAAUCCACAAUAAAAAGCAAAAAGAACUAAACAAAUCAAGCAACAACAAAUACAAAAUAAUAUAUAAAGUGAAAGUGCAACCAAGCGAGUUCAAAAGUAUUCGGUGCUAAGUUGGUCCCAACAAAAUAAAAGUGAAAUUAACCCACUGAGCGCCUUCACCGACAGUUGCAUGAGUAAUAGCGCCAUGGUGGCCGUCGCCAUUUGUUGCAUUCUGGUGCUGCUUGCAGUCUUCAUUGUGAUCAUCAUAGUGGUGGGCCAGACGAUGGGUGAACCUAAGUGAGAUAAGCUUCAACUGGGACCCGGCAAUUUCCCAGAUGGAUAACAAAGGCCCCCAAAUUGUUAGUUUAUGCCUAAACAAUUUGCCAAAGCCAACACCACCAUCAAUGUCAUUGCCACCGCCAUCAACACAACCACCCAACCAUGAGAGACAGAGAGAAAGAGAGCGUCCUACGGCGCCCUAGUGUCGAAGAGAGGGAGCGUCCCAUCGUCAGUACCAAUUGGCUGUGAUGUGAAAUUAUUAGCAUAAUCCAAGAAAAUUUUAACAAAAUUGUUUGUGCUUCAAACAUUUAUCAUCGCCCCAUCAUCACAUGCAUUCACGUUAAUAUCGACGUCGGAAAAAUAUAUUAAAUGAUAUAUACUAGAACCCAUGUGUGUUAAGUGUUGUUAUAUACAAAGAUAUACUCGUAUCAUGAUAUCUGUAACUCCCUCUCUCUAUAUAGUUAUAUGUAUAUGAAUUUAUGUGUAACCGAAACGUCAUAUGUCGCGUUUUUAUAAAAGUGUUGUUAACAAAUUUUUAUUGAUGUUUUAAUGAAGUUGAAUAAAUGUAUACACACGUAACA